This is a messenger RNA of Penicillium angulare, 2019 nucleotides long. RefSeq names its product ABC1 kinase family protein. Gene Ontology annotation, molecular function: ATP binding; protein kinase activity. Gene Ontology annotation, cellular component: mitochondrion. The record is from RefSeq and is a predicted model, not a curated record. The transcript has 3 exons. Lineage: Eukaryota; Fungi; Ascomycota; Eurotiomycetes; Eurotiales; Aspergillaceae. Gene Ontology annotation, biological process: protein phosphorylation. Bases 1 to 2019 code for a protein of 672 amino acids.
AUGAGGACGGCCCUCCUCAGUCGUUUAUGCUUAAGACGUGGGAUCUCGCGCAUCCCGCAACGUCGAUUAAUAUCAUGGCGCGUUCCUCGAAAGACCCCAUCGCGGGGUCCCCUUCUCGGUGGGAUGGUGAUGGCCGUGCUAGCCCCCGGCGCAUUCCUCAAACUGGCGGAGGACUCGGACUGCCCCGAAACAACGGGUGAGCAACAGAUGCUUGAAGCUUCUCGAGAUGAGAUUCGAAUAAGUGUCUCACCAGAUGCUCGGGGGUUAACUCGUGUCUGCCAAACCCUUACCGUCGGGUUCUAUCACUAUGUUUACGAUCCAAUCGCUACUGGGUUCCGGUUCCUUCACCUCUUCGUCAUCUUCAUGCCUGUUAUUGUGACUGUACCUAUGAUAUGGGUUGGUCGAGCGCUUGAGAGUAAUAAUGGAGCGCAAUGGGGAACAAUAUGGUGGUAUCGAUUCCUGGUCAAGGCGAUGGAGCGCGCUGGACCAGCUUUUAUCAAGCUUGGUCAAUGGGCUGCUUCUCGAACCGAUAUAUUCCCUCCUGAGAUGUGCACCGUUAUGUCCUCCCUCCAUUCGAACGCGCCUGCCCAUUCUCUACGCGACACCAAGAGAAUCAUCCGAAAGGCAUUCAAUGGCCUGCCAUUCGAAGACAUAUUCGAAGAGUUUGAAGAAGAGCCUUUGGGUGUAGGCGCGAUUGCACAGGUCUAUAAAGCCAAGCUCAAGCCUAGCUUGGCUACCAGCAACCCGGAACUGGGUGAUGAGCCUACGACACUGGGGGAGAAAAUGAGAAAGAACGUUGACGUUUUGGUGAAGAGCUCACCCCAAAGAGUCCCUUCAUCAUAUGUGGCGAUCAAAGUAUUGCAUCCCCGAGUGGAGAAGAUGAUCCAUCGUGAUCUGAAAAUAAUGUCGUUCUUCGCCUCAUUACUAAAUACCAUUCCCACAAUGAAUUGGCUAUCCUUUCCGGACGAGGUCCAGCAAUUUGGGGAGAUGAUGAAGCUCCAGUUGGACAUGCGCAUCGAAGGCACCAAUCUUGUUAGGUUCCGGGAGAAAUUCAAGACACGGACCACGGCGUGGUUCCCUUACCCGUAUCUUGAUUACGCAACUCGAGAGGUGUUAGUUGAGGAAUUCGCGCAAGGCAUCCCACUGGCCACUUUUCUGGAAAUUGGAGGCGGUGUUUAUCAGCGUGAGAUCGCUAAUGAGGGCCUGGAUGCCUUUUUGCAUAUGCUUUUGAUUGAUAACUUCAUCCAUGCGGAUCUGCACCCAGGGAACAUUAUGGUGCGAUUCUACCAGCCGAGUGAACUUGAUCUAUCUCUACGCAAGCAUUCACGGGCUACUGAUGCCCCGACUCGCGCGGAGGUAGAUGUAACUGAAUCCGUACUUGCUCGGUUGCGUCCCCAUAUCGGCAACCAGCAGGAAUGGGAUGCAGCUCUAACCCAGUUAAAUCACGAGGGAUUUCGUCCGCAAUUGAUAUUCAUUGACACUGGCCUGGUGACCGAGCUCAAUGAUGACAACCGACGGAACUUCUUGGACCUUUUCCGAGCCAUCGCCGAAUUCGACGGAUACAAAGCAGGCCAUCUUAUGGUUGAACGAUGCCGUACCCCGGAACAAGUCCUCGAACCUGAAGUUUUCUCAUUGAAAAUGCAGCAUCUUGUGCUGAGUAUUAAGACGCGCACGUUUGCACUGGGAAAUAUCAAGAUCGGCGAUGUGCUAAGUGAGGUCCUGACAAUGGUUCGCGGUCACCAUGUCCGGUUUGAAGGCGAUUUUGUCAACGUGGUCAUAUCAUGUCUCCUACUUGAAGGCAUUGGACGAAGUUUGAACCCUGAUUUAGAUUUGUUUAAGAGCUCUCUCCCCAUUCUUCGGCAGUUGGGCUCUGGCUCCACCUUUAUACAGACAGUGCGUUCGGGGGAUACAUCGAUGCUCCGUGUCUGGGUCGGCUUAGAGGCUCGUGGACUGCUGCAGGCCAGCAUCGAGAGUGUGGAGCAGUGUGUCAAGUAUGACCAGUUGUCGCCAAAUAUUUGA